GGCAAACAGGCAGAGAACAGCAGAGAUAUUUUUGUCAUUUUUAUUUACUUACUAACUUUAGUAACUUUCACAGUACUAAGUUGUUAAACACUAAUCCUAAACAGAUAGGGCCAAAGUAAAUAAAAGUCAACAAGGCCAGAAAGAAAAAUUACAAAAGUUACUCCCACAGAGUGUCUAUUUGUGUUACCUAUGUCUCAACGUAAAAUAAAUAGGUGAAAUGGACAUACUCUACUCAAGUGAAUCAGAUGGAGAUGCAUCUGUUAUUAUAUGCCUAGAUGAUUAUGAUGAAAAUGCCAAUGACAAUGAAAAUAAAGUACAAAAAAUUAGCAGCAAUAUAGAAGAUUCAAUAAAUAAAGAAACGUUGCAGGAAGAUCGAGACACUCACCAACAACCUGUAGUUGGGGUUGAAACUAUAGUUCCUAUAAAGGACUCUCCAGACAAGCAGAUAUCCAAGUUGCAGGAAGAUGGAGACAUUCACCAACAACCUGUAGUUGGGGUUGAAACUAUAGUUAUAAACGACUCUCCAGACAAGCAGAUGCCCAAGUUCCAGGAAGGUGCCACCACCAAGUGCUACACACCAAGUCACGAACAUCCUGUAGCUGGGUUUGCAAACAACUCCAUUGAAACUAUCGUGAUUGAAGACUCUUCAGAUAGGCUCAGAGAGAUAUGUGAGUUCCAGGAAGGUGCCAACACACCAAGUCACGAACAUCCUGUAGAUUGGUUUGAAAACUCCAUUGAAACUAUCGUGAUUGAAGACUCUUCAGAUAGGCUCAGAGAGAUAUGUGAGAAGAUGCCACCAAAAAUAUUAAGUUUUAUCAAAAAGCUGAUUAUUAAAGCUAUCACAUCCUCUACCGAAAAACAUGUUUCUUUUGAUGCAGUUGUAGAUCAUGUAUCCAAACAGCUGCAAAAAAAAAAUAAGAUCUUGAAGAAUCUUAUUUUAGAAAUUUUGGAAAAUGAUGAAGAUUUAUUCAUGCAAUAUACUAUACAAAUUAAUAAUAGAUUUGAGAGUGGAUACUGGACAAUACGCCCCUCUGCAGCAAUGAAACUUGUUCAACAGCAAAAAACAACAGUUCACAACAACAAAUCAAUAAGUCCAACAGAGAAAAAAUAUACAGAACUUCUCAUUAAAAAUAGGUGUCACUUGAAAAGAUUAACUGUGAAGUUAGAAAGAAUACCAGCCCUUGAUGCUAUGAGUUCCAUGACACAGAUAAUUCCAUCAGAUGAAGUCGCUAGUAAGUUAAAGAAUUACGGGGUGAAUAUAGGACUGAAGUGGACAGGCUGGAGCUCGCCAGAAUCACUUGAUAGUAAAAUCCUCCAUCUAGAAAAAAUAAUAAGCAAUUACAAUGAUGACAACAACAGUCACAGAGCCACUUCAACUGGAAAUACCCUAAAAUCAAAUUCAACUGGAAAAACCACUUCAAAUGAAAAUACCCUCAGAGCCACUUCAACUGAAAAUACCGUCAGAGUGAAAAGAAAAGGGUUCAAACGGGUGCGCCUGAGUGAAACCUCUGAUGGGGAAUCUCAUGACAUCCAUAAAGAACACAAUUACUCCAACAAAGACAGCCAGGGCUCAAAAAAUUUAAUAAAAAACCUUCAAAAAAUUGUUCAAAGAAUGGACAAAGACUCUGCUUAUGCCACAGACAGACAAGAUAAGGAUGGAGAUUUCCUUGGAUUUGAUUCCGAUCCGUCGAUUGGGACCUGGAGAGGAUGGGAUAAGGCAUCUUCACAAAAAUUGACAAAACUGAAUGAAGUAAUCAAAAAUCUAAGAGGAAACAGAGAUUUAGAAGAAGUUCUACAUGAGAGUCAUGUAGCCACUGCAUCAUGUUUGGAGAAUGAGAGAUUUCAUUUGAACAGUGAAGAUAAGAGACUUAAUCCAACGACAGCUGGUUCAAUUUCAUCAGUCCAAAUGUAUCACAAGGAGUUGAUGACGCUGUUUGACCAGAUGGCUGAGGAGCCUCCUAUCUCGUACAUGGUGCUCAUUGUGAUGGCUAUCUGUGCCAAUGUGGAGUUUGCUGCCACAGUGGAGGAUAUUUGUCAGUUUAUACGACAACACUUCCCCUACCACUGCCGAGAGGACCUGGACCACCUGGUGGAGGUAGUGCUGCGGCUCGGCUGUCCCUCCACAUUCAUCUGUCAGAAGAGUCGACGUGCUUCCAACCCUCCAAUCUGCUGGAGGAUAGAUGACUCCACCGCAUCUCAGAUACUGGCUCGGGCUUUACACUCGGCAAAGAAGAAGAAACAAUCAAGUCCAUCGAAAAAUACUACAGGAAAAUAUGGAUUAAAGUGCCAUGACCUCCCAGAGGAAAAUUCAAGCAAUAAAUCUCAAGAGAAGAUUGGUGGUACGAAGCCGUCUAUAUCAUCUGAUCAAGCGCCUAAUGGAAAAUGUAGUUUUAGCAAUGACUCCAAACAUACUCAACACUACCAGUUAAAUGGAACAAAGUACAAAUCACCCUGUAAAGUUGAGAUGAAACACUUAAAUUUAAUCAAAGUCUGUGAUAAACAAGUUAGUGAUAAGUCAACCCCUGUAAUCGAUACAAAAGUAGUUCCUCCUACAGUUGUUCCUUUGAAGAGCGAGUCGAAAAGCAAUGAACAAGGCAGCUCUGGUUGUAAAAAUAAAGUACCUGAUGCCACUGAAAAGGUAGUUAAAAAAACAAGCAAUGUCACUAACUCUAAAGAAGAUGAGAAAUUGGAUAUUGUUACCAUCAGUAAUUAUCUGCAGGCCAGAGAAAAAAUAAACUUUCAUAGUAAGAAUAAGGAAGAUAAGUUGGAUGAUGUAGGUUCUGCACAAGUACUCAGUAUCACCAAGGAUGGAUUUGAAAAUUCAAUCAAAAGUGAAGAAAAUACCGCUGAAAAAAAUUCUAAAUGCUUUUUUCUUCUAAGAUGCCAAAGUUUAAGGCAUGAAAAUGCACAGCAACCGUGUUACAUCUGUCAUAAAAUGUAUGGAAGUGUUCAAGUUUUGAAUAUUCAUUUUGCGCAAAAACAUUUUAGCAAAGACAAUGUUCAUGUACAAUCUUCAUUAUGUGAAAGAAGGAAAAAGGAAACCAAGGAAACUAAAAAAUUGGCUAUAGAGUCAUCAGAAAAUGUAUAUAAAUUAGAAGCCUCUGGUAUGAGAACCAGUAAUAAAAGUGAUACAAAGCAGUCAGCCAGUUCUGUUCGCUAUCACUGUCCAGAAUGUGUUGCCACAUUCCAUGACAGUAAAACCCUAAAUAUGCAUGUUUUAAUUUAUCAUAAAGACGAUCAAGUACAAAUUGACGUCCCCUUGAAACAGGUUUCCACACCAGGAGGGAACCGUUUCUAUUACUGUAAUAAAUGUUCCAACUGCUUCCACACAGAGAAGGGCCUAGCAGUGCAUCCCUGCCAACCCUUCUGACCCUCUUGUUCUUCAUCCAAGUGAAAUUUAAAUAAAAAGUGUUGAAAUAAUUAUGUAUUGCAGUGGCUGAGCAGCAACUUUACUUUACCAAUGGCAAGCAUUUCUAAGUCCUAGAUUAAUGAUAUGUAAAAAAAAUAUCAAAUAACAGCAUUGCCUGAUCCAUCUGAUUACCAAUACAUUCAAAAGUAUGUCAAAAAGUAAUUUUAGUACAGCUUCACAGGCUUUCCAUUUAUAGUUUAGGAUACUGUUUGACCAGCUCUUUUACUCUAGUAUAAUAUGAUAAACUAAGUCAAACAGUUUUAGAAGCGUGUUUAAGUUUUAAGCAUAAUUAUUUUAAAUACCAGUUUUUAUGUUGGAAAGAAUUGAAGUUUUAUUUGAUUUAAAAUCCAUCAACAAGCACCAGUCAAAUAGAUUAUGCUGAUUAUGCAUGACAAUGCUGUGCACUGUCUAGUUAUGGAACAUAACUUGUGAAUACA
This is a messenger RNA of Macrosteles quadrilineatus (aster leafhopper), 3846 nucleotides long. RefSeq lists its product as uncharacterized. The transcript is spliced from 14 exons. Gene Ontology annotation, biological process: regulation of DNA-templated transcription. Lineage: Eukaryota; Metazoa; Arthropoda; Insecta; Hemiptera; Cicadellidae. Bases 218 to 3370 code for a protein of 1050 amino acids. The record is from RefSeq and is a predicted model, not a curated record. Gene Ontology annotation, molecular function: sequence-specific DNA binding; DNA-binding transcription factor activity.